GCCUCAUGUUUUAAAAUAAUACGAUUUUGUCCAUUAUGUGUUUUUUGCGUAUUUUUUCCAUUAUUUUGAAAAACUUCGAAUGUAAAAGUUAAGCGGAUGGCAGGAAAUGAAAAUACUCUUGUGAAUUGCUGCAUCUGUGACUCCAACUGUGAAGAAACAAUUGUAUGUUGGAAAAUAUUUUGUGUAGAAGAUGAACAAUUAACUGUUCAAGGGUUGUAUGAUAUGGUUUUAAGCUCUUCCGAAGAAAUGAAUCUGCAUUUAUCCGACUAUUUUCUGGAAAGGUGCAAAGUAGGAAUAUCUCCAGAAAACCUCUACUCUGUUGAUGGUUUCCGAAUGAAAGUUAAACAACUUGUUGCUAUAUUUGGUCAUUUUGUAAAAUUUUACAUAAAUAAAACAACUUUAAAUGAAGGUGAAAGCAGUUUUACAGAUACAAAUAGAACAAAUGCUUUUGUGAUGGUUGAAGCUCAAAAAUGCAUUUCAACAAAAACAAUUCCAGAACUUAAAAUUCCACGCAAUAAAAAAGAUGAGUUGUUCAAUGCAUUGAUAAAAUUCAUCGAAAAUAGUGAAUUUAAAUGGACAUCUUCAGAAAUAAGUUCAAAUAUGGGUUUGAGCACAAUUAGUAUACUAACAGAUGUGUUAUGGUAUAUUGAUGGUCAUUAUGAAAAGUUUGCUGAGCGGUAUUGUGGAAUACCAAAAGUAUUCUAUCAAUUUACUAAUUUCAAUAAACCCGAAAGAUUUAAGCAUAAAAAAAGACAAGUGUCAUCACUCUCUGUAGAUAAUUUAAGUUCACAUUCUCAACGAUUGUUUGGUAAUCUUCAAUCUGGUUUUUGGAAUCAUCCAGAAUGGAAACCAUUUAAGCAAGAGGUUGAGAUGCUGGCUCAAGGGCUUCAAAAAUACUGCAAUAUUAUAAAAUCCAAAAGAAGCCAAGUUUUUAUAAAUCAUCAUACAAAUGAACAAGUCCGAUGUAUAAGCAACUCACUAAAUAUAAUGUACAUUCCAGCACGACUCACACCAUCUGAAGAUAUCACUGAUCUGUCAUAUAUAGUAAACAGUGGAGAAAUUGAUAAAAUCUAUUUACUAGAAGAAUUAGACCUUUUAUCAAAUGAUCGCCGACAAAGAUAUGAGUAUAUUGAAGAAGUAAAAAAAGGACUAACAGUACCUACAAUAUUAGUAACUUAUUCUCCAGGAAGUAACUUGUGUAACCUACAAUGGAUUUGGCAUACAUCUGCUCUAGAUAUUAAUUCUGCUCUGCAUUCUAUUCAACCCUUAAUUGAAUCAAUUAAGUUACAAAUUCCGAAGUAUCACUCAAGAGCUAUGCGGAAGGCUGCUUUUGAAAAAUACGGUCUAAUUACUCCCUCUGUUAAGAAAAGUGUUUUAAGACAUAUGUACAAAGAUCUAGCUGGUGAUGUUUCAGCUGCUGACACAUUAUCCCAAGCUGAAGUUGAUAACAGAGUAGAUCUAUUUUUUGAACUUGAAGAUCCAGAUCUUAUAUACGAUUUUCGUGAACUUUAUGCUGGUAGACAUACCCAAUUUGAUACUUUUUGGGCUAAAGCAAAAGAAUUUCUUGAAGAAGACAUUGGAACUGCUGUAGAUGAUAGGCGACAUUCACAAGUUGUACAUAUAACAAAAGCAGUUUCAGUUAGAGAUUUCCGUGAUCAAGUUGCAGCCAAACUAUCUGAUGAUACCCCUAUUCCAUCCAAAUCAUAUAUCCAAUUGCAAUUUAUGCCAGCUAGAAAAGAAACAAAAACUUCACAGAGAUACACAGGGAUUUUGAAUGUGAAGAGAAUGGUACAGCAAAGACAAUGGCGUAAACAACACCCUGAUUCUCAUUAUGCAGCUUGUAUUUUUCGCUAUCAACGUGAGUUUGCUUUGAAAACAAGGGAUGUAUCGAUACUAGUUUGUGCUGAUGACAAGCAUCGGAUUAAAGUAGGAGAACCUUCAUUUCCAGUAGCAUCAGUUGAGCGAGGUCGCCAGGUGCUUGUUCAGGGAAAAACGUUGUUUCAGGUUAGUGAUCAUGACUUCACACGGUUCAGUAUGAUUCCAUCUGUUUCACUAGUUGUCGAUAUACCAUAAA
Molecule: messenger RNA, 2074 nt
Organism: Hydra vulgaris (swiftwater hydra)
Lineage: Eukaryota; Metazoa; Cnidaria; Hydrozoa; Anthoathecata; Hydridae
Source: RefSeq, a predicted model, not a curated record